CAAACGGCGACCCUGAGAGAAAAUACGACACCCGUUUUACGUCGGAUAGAUUGUUUCACGCCGUCCACAAUUAAUUCGUCUCACUUGUCGGUCUAUUCAUCCGAAUUCAGACGCCGGACGAGAUACAGUGGAGGUGUAGUGAUGUUGACGUCGGCGCGUGCGCAGUGGUUGCUAUGUGACCAUACAAUGCGAGUGUGCUUGUGCGCUUGUCGGCGUGUUGAUGGGUUGCGGAGCUUCUAAAGCGGCGCAGGUGGCGUUGAGUGAUCAGAUUAGGAAGGGAGAUGUCGAUUUGAGUAACAAGGAAUUAUCGAGUAGCGAAAGAGGCGAGGAAAACGGAACACAGAAGGAGAGAAUCACACAAAACGGUCGAGACAGAGUAAAGGAGAAUGAAGGAAAGAGUCUCGAUGUCACGUCGAGAGGAGAAGACGGUAAACACAAAGAGCUCAUUGGUCGACCUGUGGCGUUUGACGUGACGAUAGGCGACGAACAGCCGAGGAAAGCACCGCCAAGACGAUUAGACAAACUCGAGCCUGUUCAGAGGUUAACUGUCGAGCAGCUGGAGGAGAAGCAACGAGCAGCAGAGGAACGAAAACACAAAGAAAUCGAGAAGAAAAGAAUGAGCAAACGAGACAAACUGCAUCACGACAUUGCAGAGGCAAGAGACAUGGAGAGAUCAAAACAGAUCAACGAGAUAGAAACGCGAAUGAACAGUGUGGAGAAGAAGAGAAUAGAACAGAGACAGGCGAUCGUUGAGAAGCAGAGGCAACAUGAUGAGCACGUCCAGAGAGUGAGAGAGAAAGCGAAGCAACUCAACAGUGGCGAGAGCGAUUUGGAUGACAUUGCAGGCGGGUGGGGCAAUGGCGUGGAACACGACGACACGUUCAAUAAAGAAAGCAACGAUGACGAGACGUGGUGGAACAGUGACGUAGAGAAACAAGAGGGAGACGACGAGAGAACGGAGAAUAGAGAUUUGUUAGCGUAGUUUUGCAUUCUGGUUUUAGUUUUCAUGUUUGUGUGCUUGAUCAAGUUUCUCACAGUAACGAUUAUGCAUUGUAUAGCGACCUUUAUAUUGUUUCAUCGGUCAAUGGAAAUAGAUGAUACGUUUGCAUACAAAA
Messenger RNA from Corticium candelabrum, 1115 nucleotides. RefSeq names its product GRB10-interacting GYF protein 2-like. The transcript has 3 exons. The coding region runs from base 221 to 982 and encodes 253 amino acids. The record is from RefSeq and is a predicted model, not a curated record. NCBI's taxonomy places the organism in Eukaryota, Metazoa, Porifera, Homoscleromorpha, Homosclerophorida, Plakinidae.